UUUUUCAAUUUUAUUUUUAUAUUUGAUUAAAAUUCUUUAGGUUUAGUUUAGAUAAUCAAAUUAAGUUGAAUGCAAAAGCACUCAACAACUCAUUCCUUAAUGAAAAUAACAGAGAAAAUAAACACUUUGCGGAUAUGAACAUAUAAAAAGCAUUUGAUACAAUUACCCAAACGAUACUUCUAGAAAAAAACUGCAACACUACGGUAUUAGAGGUUCUUAACAUGCUAAAUUAGUUGUUAUGUCUUUGUUGCAAACAAGUGAUGGGACUUCAACAUUGCAAUCAAGUAAAGACCAAUCAACAAAUUUUAAUUUUGAAACUUCAAGUUCACUUUUGACUGACAUCACAUCAACUCUAUCUUCUACUUUUACCGAAACAGAUCAUGAAAAGUCUCAACAUGUUACUAAAGAACUUUUGGUUAAAAAACAACUUCUUCACGAUAUACAAAAGUUAAAAAUUGAAUUAAGUCAGAAGAGUUUGCUUGUGGAUACAUUGAAAGCAGAACAUCUAAAUCGGAUAGAUGAUCUUGAAGAUCAACUAUCUGAUGCAGUGCAUACCAAGCAGCUUUUGCAUGCAAAGUAUGAAACUCAAAUUCAAAUCUUACGAGAUAAUUCUGAAAAAGCAAUAAAAAAGUUAAAAAAUGAUUUAAAAGCAAGCUUAGAAUUGCAGAAAAUUUAUCAUGAAAAAUGUAUUUCAUUAUCAGAUAAAGCUGCUGUUACAAAAGCUACAUUCAAUGAAGGAAUAAACAUAUCAGAAGAACAGUAUAAUACAUUAAAGAUGAAAUCUGAAGAUGAUCUUUCAUUACAAGAGUUGUUUUCUUUACAUAUCUAUGAAAAAGUAAAUCUUCUUCAAAUUCAAAUAGAAAGUUUAUCUCAACGAAAUGAAAUGCUUGCUGCAGAUUUAAGAGAUAAAGAAGAAGAAUUGUCUUUAGAAAAACAAGAACAUGAGAGUGAACGACAUGCAAGAGUUGAAAGUGAAUUGCGAUAUCAGAAAUUACAAGUACAAUUAGAAGAUUUGAGAACUCAAUUGUCUCACAAAUAUUAUAGAAACGAUAACUUUGACAAUGUUAUAAGUGAACGUGAUGCAUUAGAAAGAAAAAUAACAGAACUUGAAAAGCAAAAUACAGUUUACAAAAAUGAGUUAGACGAAAAGUCAACUCAGAUGGAAUUACUGAAGCAACAGAUAGCAGAAUUUAUGCAAACUAUUGCAUUGUUGAAACAAGAUAAAGAUUACUUGAGUAAACAAUUGAAUGAAUUAUCUCCAAGGUAUAAAUUUUUAGAGGAACGACACCAUAUCAUUGAAACUCAAUUAGACAAUGUUAAAGCAUCUAGAGAAGAGCUUUAUGAGAAGUUUCUUUCUUCAAGAGAUCAUUAUAAACAUGAAUAUGAAGAAAAACUGAAAAAAGAAUUAGAUGAAGUUUCCAACAAAACAAAUAUUGAGCUUCAAAGGUUAAAGGAAAUGUCUAAAGAAGUUUAUGAACGAGAAAAUAGAAGUUUGCGUGAAUCUAAAGAAAUGGCUGUUCUAGAAAGUGAAAGACUUAUGCAGUCAGAGAAACAAAUUCAACAAAAGUAUAGUGAACUACUGUCUGAGUUUCGAUUGCUCCAAAUCAGUACUAGUAGCAAAGUAAGUGAGAAAGAAAAUGAAUCUCAAAUGAAAUCUUUUGAGUUAGAUCGGAUACAAUUGCUCCAUGAAGAAGCCAUGAAAAAUUGUAAACAGAUGUCUCUCCAAAAUGAAACACUAUCUAAAAAAGUAGAGACUUUGAGUAAGGAAUAUUAUGCCCUGAAAGCAUAUUCAGACAAACAAAUCUCUGAAUUGGAAGCUAAAAACCAAGAAUUCAAAUCUAAGCUUACAAUAUAUGAAAAAUUAGAACAAGAAUUGGAUGAUGUUGUUAUGCAAGCUGCUGAAUUGACAAAUGAAGUUGAAGGGGAAAAAGUAUUGUUUGCAUAUGGGUAUGGAGCCAAUAUUCCAAGCACAGCUAAGCGAAGAAUGCAACAAAGCGUGCAAUUAGCUAGACGAGUUCUGCAACUUGAAAGAGCAAAUACUUCUCUACGCAGCGAAGUUGAAAGAGAAUCCACAAAGUGUAAGCAAAUGACUGAAGAGCUGAAACAAUCUAAUUCUCUUCUGAAUGAAGCACAACAACCGUACAACUAUCUUAUAGAAAGUAUUCGGACUCGAGAUGCUCAAAAUCAACUUUUAAAAGAAACUAUUUCGAAUUUAGAAAAUGAUAUCAGAAAAUUAAAGUUAGACAAUGAAAAAUACAUUACCUGCAACAAUCAAAUGUCAGCUGAUCUUGAGAGACUUUUAAAUCAAAGAGAAGAAAUGACGAUGAUGAAAGAAAUUAUCAUUAAACUCAAAUCAAACACCAAUGAGACGAUGAAUACUGUUUCAUCUCUUUAUGAAUCCCAAAAGAAUAAUGAUCUCUACAAAUCGCAAAAAAACGAUGAUCUUAACAUUAGAUUAGUUAAACCAAUUUUAUUUACAAAUGCUCAACUUCCUUCGUGGUAUCAGAAAUUGAGAAGACAAAACGAUUCUUUGAAGAGCCUUAAAUAAGUUAAAGCAUUAUUAUAUGAAAAAUUAUAAUUAAAUAAAACCUAUAUUGUUCUUUUUUUUAUACAUUGGUAAAUUGUAUUAUAUCAUUGUCAAAUUAAUAUAGCUAAUUAAAA
Messenger RNA from Hydra vulgaris (swiftwater hydra), 2661 nucleotides. RefSeq names its product progesterone-induced-blocking factor 1. Gene Ontology annotation, cellular component: centriolar satellite. The record is from RefSeq and is a predicted model, not a curated record. Gene Ontology annotation, biological process: cilium assembly. NCBI's taxonomy places the organism in Eukaryota, Metazoa, Cnidaria, Hydrozoa, Anthoathecata, Hydridae.